Messenger RNA from Plectropomus leopardus (leopard coralgrouper), 3013 nucleotides. RefSeq names its product inhibitory synaptic factor 1 (gene insyn1). Lineage: Eukaryota; Metazoa; Chordata; Actinopteri; Perciformes; Serranidae. Gene Ontology annotation, biological process: inhibitory postsynaptic potential. The record is from RefSeq and is a predicted model, not a curated record. Gene Ontology annotation, cellular component: postsynaptic density.
GCUGUCAUAGGAAUCACACAGCUCCCUUUUUCACAGCAGCAGCUCAGCCGUUCUGUCUGCUGCCUCCCGGUGCAGGCUGACGGGGGGAUGACGGGUGGCGUGUUUUCGGCAGCACAGUUAUCUGAGUGAUGGUAGCGGCCGUGGCGGCAUCGCAAUCCGAAGCAGGAGUUCUCCUCACCGCUCUGGCUCUUAGUCAUCUUCAGCCUCCUCUCUCCCUUUCUCAGAGUGCUAUCAGGGCCAUUCAUCGUUCCCAUCUCAUGCCUCCUGCCUCCUCCUCCUCCUCCUCCUCCUCCUCCACAGCUUCAUCCUCCACUUCUACUCCUCCUCUGAUGAGCCACAGCCUCAGAGUGAAAUAACCCUGCUGAUAGAAGCUUCUCUCUCUGUCAAGACAGUGCCAUGUGUGAUCGGCCAGUGCACCCCGUGGCAGUGGCAUCGCCCUGGAUUUGGCGAGCAGUAUUCCCUCCUGCUUGUUCUCUGGGGCUCCUCUGGGAAGCUUUCAUGGGAUUUAUCUCUUCCUGCUGGAUGGCACUGAGCUCUCUGCCUCUCUGAAAAGAGUCCACAGAGAAAACAUACACUACAAGGAUAAGAAGUAAAAUAAUUAUCCAAUCACAGCACAGGGAGGCAGACCGGGUUCCCUUAGCAACAACUGAAGGAGAGAAGAGAAUCCUUUUCUGUUUCUGCUCCCUUGGUUUUCGGGCACACCCCUGUGGACUGCUGUGGGUCAGUGUUUUCUGAGAGGGACUUGGAAAGCGCUGUUGCAUAAGACAAGCUGCCACCCGAAAUUCCAGGGGAAGGUGCUCAUUCGCCUCCUUGCCCCUCUUGUAACUGUGUCUCAUCGGCACCAUGAUUUUUUUGUUAUCCCUCCACAAAUUCUCAUCACAAGUCACGUUCUGCUGGCUUGGAAAUCAAUUCACUCUGAUCCCACGCCACCUGGAAUAAGCCCUGCUUUGGGGUGAGAUUGGACGCUCUGUGAGAAGACCCACACCUACCUUCCCUUCCUUUCAUGGACGAGUAUUGAAGGACAACAUGAUUAAGUCAUCAUCUGCAAAGAAAAUGGAUGUGGAGCAAAGUUUAUUUUGAUGCGAGUUUCUACUGCUAUUUUUCCUGGAGGGGGGAAACGCCACACAGCACAGAGGAAUACCCCCUUUUUUUCCCCCAAACAGGAUCUGUCAUUUUCUCUCUGAAAAGACAGAAGCCCUCAGUGAAGGACUAUAUUUAGAAGGCAAAUCUCGUCCCUGCUGGCCACUGAUAAUGUAGAACACGAUCAUUUUGAAUAUUGAGCCACUGCCGGGAGUUCUAUUUUUCUAUCUAUGCUGGAUAGCUUUCUCUAUGAAAGGGUUAAUAUGAACCCCUUUUUCUGCUGUCACUUUUGUAUGUUAGCCUGCCAUCAUGUCACUGUGUUUCACAAGUAAAAAAGGUUGCACCGGACAAGUGGAAGAGGGGAUAAGUCUCUUCCCUGUAUAGACCAGUGUUUUAAAUAGCAGCUCCUCGGGAACAAUUUCAAACGUACACACUGACACAUGAGAUGAGUUGGCUCAACACGAUUAUGUAAGAGUUUCGUACCAGCUUCAGCCCAUGUGUUUUGACUCUUCUUUUUCCAUGGAUUUACAGCGUUGGACUUUUCCCAUGCUCAUUUUCUCCUCUUUUUUGGAAGCAUCUACCAGAGGGCAUGGAUGUCAGAGUGUGACCCUGUGCCAAGUGUGCGGGCGAGGCAAGGUGUUUUGGCUGCCCAGGUGUUUUUAAGAUGUUGAGGUCUCCCUGCGUGGCCGGGGCCCCUGUUCGGAUCAGUAGCACUGAGGCUCCUUGUAGCCAAAGACAUGGACCCCGACUCGGCUCCCCCACGCCCUCAGCCUGUUGGCCACUGGCCCCACGUCGCCCUGUAAAGGAUGUCCCUCAGCAGAGCUCCGGCCCGGGACACCUCUGAGACCCCCAGCCCGAGAGAACGCAUCCGCAGCCACAUGAAGAUGGUGAUCGACCAGCUGGACGGCAUUCUCAAAGAGCUCAAGGAUGUGGCCAAGGAACUCCGGGAGGUGGUGGGUCAGAUCGAUAAACUAACGUCCGACUUUGACUUUGACCUGGAGCCAGAUGACUGGACGGUGGCCACAGCGAGCAGCACGUCCAGCAGUGAGCGAGGUUUGGGAGAGGCCUUUAGACUGGACUUCCUCAAUGCAGAUGUGCUUUCUGAUAGCUGGGAGUUCUGCAGCUACCUGGAGGCUGCUGGCGCGGCCGCCCGCAGACCUGGUGAGCAACCGGGAGAUCUGCGAGCGGAGCUGGGCCGCGGGACCAUCCCCACCCAGACGCAGACCCCCACCCCGCCCCCCUCCACUGCCUCGGUCUACUCCCAGAUGAACGGCGGGCUGCCCAUCCCCAAUGGGCCCCGCAUAAUCACUCCGGACUCGUCCAGCGAGGAGGCCAGCAGCUCCACGCACAGCCACAAGACUUCUCGUACUUCCGGGACAAGAGAAAGAGUCCGUUUCAGUGACAAAAUUCUGUAUCACGCGUUGUGCUGUGACGAUGAUGAGGAGGAGGAGCAAGAGGAACUACAGGAGGACAAGAGUGGCUGUGCGACGCCAGAUAGCGAUAGUGAACCCAGUCUCCUGUCGAGCUCAGUCACCCCCAAACGUUCUUCCUCUGAGCACUCACUCCUCCAUAACUGUCUGGACCCUUCCUAUGUCUCCUCGCCAAUGAAGGGGACGACGGGAGCUCACACACUACCCAGGAAAGGUCUCUUAAACCCCGGCUGCCGCAAAAAACUGUUACGAAAUAGCAGCACACAAACUGUCUCUGACAAGAGCACCCAAACUGUACUGCCCUAUAUUCCAACCAAACAGAAAACAAAGGACCACUGAGAAAGCCCUAAGUUUAUCAUAAAUCUCAUGAAGAGGACUGUGCAUUAUUUAAUAUUAAAUACAUAGCUCAUAGAUUAAUACACAAAUAAAUUAAUUACUAAAUAAAUAAAUGAUAUAUGGGAAAUCACUCGACUACCUAAAGUUAUUCUGAGGCUCAGGGAAAA